UUCUUCAACUUUCGUAAGAUCUUCAAGCUGGGUGGUGAGAAGAAGAAGAAACAAUACGAGCACGUCAAGAGGGAUUUGAACCCUGAAGAGUUCUGGGAAAUUAUAGGAGAGCUGGGAGAUGGUGCUUUCGGUAAAGUGUUCAAGGCUCAGAACAAAGAAACGAAAGUACUGGCUGCUGCAAAAGUGAUUGAUACUAAAUCAGAAGAAGAACUUGAAGAUUACAUGGUUGAGAUCGAUAUUUUAGCAUCCUGUGAUCAUCCUAAUAUUGUUAAGCUCCUAGAUGCUUUCUACUAUGAAAACAAUCUGUGGAUCCUGAUCGAAUUUUGUGCAGGUGGAGCAGUAGAUGCAGUAAUGUUGGAGCUUGAAAGGCCAUUGACAGAGCCGCAGAUCAAAGUGGUGUGCAGGCAGACACUGGAAGCAUUGAACUACUUGCAUGAAAAUAAGAUCAUCCACAGAGAUCUAAAAGCUGGCAAUAUUCUUUUCACAUUAGAUGGAGAUAUUAAACUAGCGGAUUUUGGAGUAUCAGCUAAAAACACAAGAACAAUACAAAGAAGAGAUUCUUUUAUUGGUACACCAUAUUGGAUGGCUCCAGAAGUAGUAAUGUGCGAGACCUCUAAAGACAGGCCUUAUGAUUACAAGGCUGAUAUUUGGUCUCUUGGCAUUACUUUAAUAGAAAUGGCUCAAAUAGAGCCACCUCAUCAUGAAUUAAAUCCAAUGCGGGUGCUUCUGAAAAUAGCAAAAUCUGAUCCGCCUACAUUAGCACAGCCUUCAAAAUGGUCAUCAGAUUUUAAAGAUUUUCUGAAGAAAUGUUUGGAAAAGAAUGUAGAUGCGAGGUGGAGUGCAACUCAACUUCUACAGCAUCCAUUUGUUACUGCUACUUCCAAUAAACCAAUAAGAGAAUUGAUUGCAGAAGCUAAGGCUGAAGUUACAGAAGAAGUUGAAGAUGGUAAAGAUGAGGAUGAAGAAGAAGAAACAGAAAAUUCUCUGCAGUUACCUGCAGACAAGCGUGCAUCUUCUGAUCUUAGUAUCGCCAGCUCUGAAGAGGAUAAACUUUCACAGAAUGCCUCUGUUCUGGAAUCUCUUUCUGAAAAAACAGAAAGUAAUGCAAUUGAGGACAAAGCCAGCACUGUAUUUCCAGAUGACAAAACAAAUGGAGAUGAAUCUGAGGACAUUAAAUUUAGGAAAACAGCUGAUAACCUAUGCGAUACUACUGUUGGUGAUAUGAAAGUGCAGAAUGGUUCUGUGCCAACUGGUGAAGAUGAGCAAGGCAAAAUAGUGCCAGCUGAAAAGAAUACAGAAAGCCUGGAAAAACCACAAGAAGGUACAGAACCCCAGAAAGGAGUGAAAGAACUUGACGUGGUAACAAAAUCAGAAAUAAAGGAUGAACCCAACCUAAAAAUAGAGAAAGAAAAUGACAUGGGAAAUGAACAGAUGGAAGAUAAUAAACUGAAAAUAGUACCUACAACUGAAAAUAGUGUAGAAACUGAAGAAGCCAUUUCUAAGGAAACUGGUGAAAAAGAAGAGGAGAACAGAGCGCAUCUCUCAGAAAGUAAGGAAGAAAAGGUCCCUGCAGAAGAUACUACAGAGCAAAAGAAAGAUAAAGAUGAAGGUCAGAAAGAGGCGAUAAUAGCCACCACCACAGAAACUCUACCUAAUGCUGCAGAUCAAGUGGCUGAUGAAGAAAAGGAACUAAUAGAGCAUGGAAUUGACAACAUUAAGGAGAUAGGUGGUAUUGCUGAAAUACAGAUCAGUGAUGGGGAUAAAAUACCUGAGAUGGAGGAUAAGCCAGUGCAAAGUCAGGCUAAGCAGGUCCAUGAGAUAAUCAGCUCUGAAGAAACUCUAUCGGAAAGCCAAGAUAAAGCGAUCAAAGUAGACAAGAAACUGGCAGAAAGUGAAAAUGAGGAUAUUUGUAAUAUAAGCAGCAUGGAGGAAACAGAGAUCAAAGACCCUAGAAAAGACCACGUAGACCAGAAGGCAAUACAGAGCAAGCCUGAGGAUAUUUCUAAUAAAGUGGUGGAUAAACUGAGUGAUACGGACCAAAAUUCAGAAAAGCGCAGAGCAGAGAAUAUCCAGGAAAACAAUAUUCAGAUAGACAAAGAACAUUCGGAAGUUACUUCUGAUGAAAUAAUGAAGAAUAAGCUUCAAGAUAUUGUCAGUGAACAAGCUGAUGAGACUGAAGUCGCUCCGGUCCCCAGGAUUAGUAUUAGCACUGAAGAAAAUGAAGAGAAAGUCAAAACAGAUAAUCAAGACAAUACUGAAACUUUACAGCAGCUAGAAUCGGAGAAUUUGAAGGAAAAUGAUGCAGAUUCAGGCACUGGUUCUACAGCUGAUAACAGCAGCAUUGAUUUGAACUUGUCAAUUUCUAGUUUCCUUAGUAAAAGCAAAGAGACAGGAUCAAUAUCUUUACAGGAAACUAGAAGACAGAAGAAAACUUUAAAGAAAACUCGGAAGUUUGUUGUUGAUGGAGUAGAAGUGAGUGUAACCACAUCAAAAAUAGUUACUGAAAAUGACUCGAAAAGUGAAGAAAUGCGAUUUCUACGACGUCAAGAGUUAAGAGAGCUAAGACUUCUUCAGAAAGAGGAGCAGAGGGCCCAACAGCAACUCAGUAAUAAGCUUUUGCAACAGCGAGAACAGAUGUACAGACGUUUUGAACAGGAAAUGACAAGUAAAAAGCGACAGUAUGAUCAAGAAAUAGAAAAUCUAGAAAAACAGCAGAAACAGACAAUAGAGCGCUUGGAACAGGAACACACAAAUCGUUUACGAGAUGAAGCAAAACGCAUCAAAGCAGAACAGGAGAAGGAAUUGUCCAAAUUCCAGAACAUGCUGAAGAACAAAAAAAAGGAGGAGCAGGAAUUUGUGCAGAAGCAGCAACAAGAGCUGGAUGCAUCUCUGAAGAAAAUUAUUCAGCAGCAGAAGACAGAACUAGCCACUAUUGAACGAGACUGCCUCAACAAAAAACAGCAGCUCAUGAGAGCUCGCGAAGCUGCAAUCUGGGAGCUGGAAGAGCGACACUUACAAGAGAAACACCAGCUCCUCAAACAGCAACUCAAAGAUCAGUACUUCAUGCAGAGACACCAGCUGCUUAAGAGGCAUGAAAAAGAAACAGAACAAAUGCAGAGAUACAAUCAGCGCCUUAUCGAGGAGCUAAAGAACAAGCAAACUCAGGAAAGAGCGAGACUGCCUAAAAUCCAGCGAAGUGAAGCAAAGACUCGAAUGGCUAUGUUUAAGAAAAGUUUAAGAAUCAAUUCAUUAGCCUCUCCAGACCAAGAUCGUGAAAAAAUUAAGCAGUUUGCUGUUCAAGAAGAAAAGAGGCAGAAGAAUGAGAGACUGGCUCAGCAUCAGAAACACGAAAACCAAAUGCGGGACCUUCAGUUGCAGUGUGAAGCAAACAUCAGAGAACUGCAUCAGUUACAGAAUGAAAAAUGCCAUCUACUGGUUGAGCAUGAGACUCAGAAGCUAAAAGAGCUAGAUGAAGAGCACAGCCAAGAACUGAAGGAAUGGAGGGAGAAAUUGAGACCAAGAAAAAAGACGCUGGAAGAAGAAUUUGCCAGAAAACUGCAGGAGCAGGAAGUUUUCUUUAAAAUGACUGGAGAAUCCGAAUGCCUUAACCCUUCAACACAAAGCCGGAUUUCCAAAUUCUAUCCAAUCCCCAGCCUUCACUCCACUGGGUCGUAACUCUGGGAACUGCUGUCGGUUUUUUCGUAUUUGGAAUUCUCCCUCCUCAUCGUCUAACCUGACUUAAUCUGCGGUGUACAUCAGAGGACCUAGCGCUCUUUCUUUUCAGUGGAGACAAUCAGUGUCAUGAUCAGUUUCUUUACUUCUCGGAUGGAAGAAAAGAAAAAAGGUGUUGGUGUAUAAUGGUAAUGUUAUGUCCUUCGGAUGUUUCAAGAAUAAGUGGGGGUUUUUAUCUCAGUCUCAAAAAGUAUGUUAUCUAUGGUUUUGACUUUAAGCCUAAAAUAUUAAUUGUACUCUUUCUGAUCACAAAAAAAUGGUUUCUCAUGUGAACAUUUAAACGGUGUAAUAUUAGUUCUGCUUCUGUGUUUUUAAGUGUCUGAUUUCUCCGCGAGAGAAUUCCGCAACUGAAACUGCCGUGAGAGGUUUAAAAUGUUACAAUGUUGAGCAGUGUCUUCAUAGCAAGGACUGAAACGAAUUACUCAGAACACGCCAAUAAUCAGGAAAAUAAACCCUUAUGUUUAAACACGAUUGGUAAAAGCAAAAGCCUUUGCAACUUCUUUAAAAAGAAACCUCUGGCAUAAAUUAAACUGAGCUGAUCUCCAUGACGUACUUUGUCCAUUAGUUCCGUAAUGAAAUGGGGUGCUAGUUUAAUUAAUACAGUGCCUGAAACACUUAGAUACGCUAAUCCUGGCAACAGGAUAGUGUUUUGUCAUUUAAAAAAACAAAACUCCUUAGCAUUGUUGUUACUGUACAAAACAGAAGAUUUCUUGCUGCUACUGCCAUUUUUGUUGUAAACCCUCACCCUAAAAUAUUUUGCACUAAAAUAUGUAAAGGUGAAAGAAAUGCUAACUUUAAAAUGCACAGUUUGUUAUUUUCCUUAGCUAUUACAGGUGGUUAGUUCUACAAACUGAAAAACUGUAGAAUGUAUUUUUUUAGAAAGCGGUGUGCAAAGUGCACGUGGUUUCUCUAACUGUACCUGGAAUGGGUAGAGCCAUUUUUCUGUUCUUACCAAAGCCUGUUCAUUUAAACUCCAUCAGAAGAGUGGAGGCGGAUGGUCGUAUUUAUAAAUAACCGUGGCUGAAGUCUGAUUUGAGUAGAAGUGUUAGAUUUGAUUUUUUUUUUUAUUUUAGCCAUUUUAUUUUAUAGAAAGAUUUAAGUUAAAUAUAUAGACAAACCACUUUAUGAAGCUGGGUUUUUGCUUUUGUGUUGCCACGUACUAACAUAGGCAGUUUUUAUUUUUCAAGUUCGUAGAUGUACGAUAAGUUAUUUACCUGACUGAUCUGCAGUGGAAGAAAUCCGAAAUGUUCCUCAUAUAGCUGGUAGGGAAAUGCAACUGUAUUAGCUCACUUUUACUGCACUCUUCUUGGUGGUUAGAGUUGGAGUCGUAUCAAGACGGUAUCAUAAGCUGUACUUCGGUAUGCUGGAGUUCAAUCUGUAAAAUAGUAUUUGCUUUCUGUCGUUUGAGGCCUGGCUUUCUAGUCUCUUUGGGUAUCAACUGUAAACGUUUUGUUUUGCUAGCUUGCGUUAGAUGUGUGGCUGGUGAACAUUACAUGAUGUUCAUUUCACGGGAACAGUGUUGAUGCAUGUGAAUGAACUCAUAAAUUAACGUAGGACUUUAGUCGGAUGUGGCUGAAAUCUUGGAUGCUGAAAUCCUUGGAUGUUGAACCUUCUCAAUGAAGACACUUAAAAUUUACAGCACAGUAAAAAAAAUUGGACAAAUGCAUGUUUUAAUUUAAAUUUUGUAACUUUUUGAUAGCAUAAUUACUUUAAUAGCUAGCCUUAAUUUCUGGCAUUUUAUUAUAUAAAUGUGUAUUGUGUACUGUUGUAAAUUCACAUACCAUAUCUCUAGAACGUUACCUGUCGCUAAAUGCAAAGUUCUUUAAAUUGUUUAUUUAGUAGGGUGAAAAAUGUCUUUGAAGGCCUUUUUAAGCUCCUCCAUCAUAAAUUGGCUGUCACUAACCUAACAUGAAAUAUUCUUCUUCUCUGUAUUUAACAGAAUUUGUUUGCAAUUUCGUACGAAGUAGGCUCAGUGCUUUACUCGGGGAGUAGACAGGGCAGGCAGAUUUCCCCUUCUGGAUUAUCUCUACCUUCAUCCACAUUAAAUCCUCGGAGGGAAAUGUUCAUCUUCUCCUCACGUUUUUGGCAGUUUCAGUGAUAACUUGCUAACAUAUGUUGGCGUACUGUUUAUCUCUGUCUGAAUCUUUUAAAUCUUUUAUUUGAAGAUCCUUUUCACACAAGCCCCUGCAACCUGAUCUCGUUGUAGAUUGUACAAACCAGUAACGGAGUUCUGUGAUGGAGGGAGGGAUCGAAUGUAGCGAUGGAAGCCUCAGCGGGUGUUUGGUCAGGUCUCCAGGUCCGGAGCACUGUUAAGCAGUUGCAGCCUUGUGAACUGCGCUGAGAAUUGAUAUCAAGCGUGAAAAUAUGUUUUUCUGGGGGAUAACAGGAACUAGCAUGGGUGCUAACACAUUUAGACUGAUAAAAUUGGUUUUAAGUAUUGCAGAACAUGAAAGAGGUGUACAACGUUAUGUCAAUGUCAGAAAAUUCAGUUCAAAUGAAUUUAGUCUCAUGUAGGCCUGGAAGAGAUCUCCUGAGGUACAAAAUCCAAUCUCUCUACUGUCACAUGUCGCAUCCCUGUGAUAGAAGUUAGAAGCUCCAUCUCCAAGGUAGUUAGGUGUAUUUUAGCCAAAACAACGUACUUUGUUACUGAGUGUUUGGCAGAUCUCAUUUUCCCCACAGGCCCUUCAAAAGACGACCACAAGCCAGUACGUGCUCACCUUUGUGUUUUACUGCAUCAUAAAUACUGUCCACAGGAAAAUGGACAAAGGCGAUAAAAUGCAUGAAUUGCAGUGCGAUGUAUUGGUUGUCCUCUCCUAUUGACAACCGAUUCUCACAAAACCCCCUGCCUGCAGGCCCACGGCCUCUGACAGAUCCCAGUCCUCACAACUCGUUCUUCCUGAGCUCUGAAAGCAGAUUUGGGCACCUGCCCGGUCAGCUUUCUUGGGAUAGGGCCUUGUAAGUACGGGAGCCGGUGGCUCCGCUCGCAUCCUAACAGUUACUAGAACUCGGCUGUUUGCAGGAUCUUGUAGUCCUCCGCUAACGCAACACUGCCGGUAGCCCGGGGAGAUCUUUGGCUAACCGAACCUGAGGUGGUCUCGCUGCCUCUGUUCUCAUAGUGAGAUUCUGUAUCGUGAAUAAAUUCUGCGUCUCACCCAAACGGGGCUGUCUGAGGAGGGUUUACCAGCUGUGGAGGAAGCGGGCUGUGCCUCAGCCCUUGGCCUCCUGAAGUCCCAGGGGAGCUUUGCUGGUUACUUGGUUGAAGGGGAAGUACUCCAGCAUGUUUCUUCCUUUCUGAUUCCCGUAAAACAAAUUUGUUUCUUUUUCCAAGCCCUCCGCUAAAUACAUGAGAAGCAUGUAGGCAUGGAAACAUACGAUAGUGAGGUUGUUAUGAUUGAUUAGAUAGAUGCUCGUUUAUUAAAGGUUUUUCUUUAGAAGGUGUUAGCUGAAUUGACACCUGAGUUCCAAUUCAGAGGUGACAGUACCGUGCUGUCCUGACCAGUGGCAUUCACUCAAACUGAUUUUUCACAUCACUUAAAAUCCUGAUAUUCAUUCUCAGCUGCAUCCUUUUUUUCAGACAACGUUUUAAGCUAAUAUCCUUUUAAAAUUACAUUCAUGGGUAUUCAAUAUCUAAUCAAUCACAUGGUUUAAAAAAAUUAUUAUUCUGUCCUAGAGGACUUUAUUAUAACUACAUGCUACUGAUUUCUUUUUUCUUAAUAAAUAGGAAACUUAUAGCACCUUAACUAAGACAGAGCCAAGCAAAGCAGUCAUGUAAUUACUUUCAUCACACCGCACUGUCUUUUCUGACAGCAAUAUCACAUAGGAAGUUUAAGUUGAUUCUCCACCUGAAGCAGUAUCUGUCUUGUGAGACAUGGUAGGUGAAAGAUAUAAAUAAAUUCAGGCACGUAAAUCCACUUUUAGGUAGCCUGAUUUUCAGAGCUGCUGUGUAGCUGCAGCUCCUAGGACCUCCGAAAUGCUCAUCUUUGAAAGCCAGGGAACAGACUUAAAUGUGCAAUUGAGCUCAGUGCUAGUUGCUUCCGCUGAACUACUGCUUUUUGGUUAAUCUGCCAUGGGGGAGUGGGGCCAGUUCUUGAGGACAGUGACUGUACGGUCAUUAGAGGAGAGGGCAGGGAGCAGUAUUGAGGAUGGU
Messenger RNA from Pygoscelis adeliae (Adelie penguin), 7879 nucleotides. It is a transcript of the gene SLK, whose product is annotated as STE20-like kinase. Gene Ontology annotation, biological process: protein phosphorylation. The record is from RefSeq and is a predicted model, not a curated record. Gene Ontology annotation, molecular function: ATP binding; protein serine/threonine kinase activity; protein binding. The annotation marks the transcript as partial. The transcript is spliced from 18 exons. Lineage: Eukaryota; Metazoa; Chordata; Aves; Sphenisciformes; Spheniscidae.